Sitodiplosis mosellana (orange wheat blossom midge) is the source of this 2331-nucleotide messenger RNA. Its product is annotated as nitric oxide-associated protein 1. Lineage: Eukaryota; Metazoa; Arthropoda; Insecta; Diptera; Cecidomyiidae. The record is from RefSeq and is a predicted model, not a curated record. Gene Ontology annotation, molecular function: GTP binding. The transcript is spliced from 4 exons. The coding region runs from base 148 to 2274 and encodes 708 amino acids.
GUCGCAUUGAGUAUUGCGGUAAUUUAGGUUAUGUUGCUACAAUCGAAUAAAUAGACUUUAUCAAAUACGUUGGUAUGGAUUGGUGCAGUGUUUGUUUUGCAUAGAUUUUUUUUAUUGUUCUUUAUUUUAAUAAAUCAAUUUCAUGAGAUGAUUCGAAUAUUGCAACUGUCCCGAAAAUUAUUCGGCCGCCGUCAACUGUUACACACUUUAAAAUCACGGGAAUUAGAUGAGCCUUCUUACCACAAGAAACCGCUAGAUCCACAAAUUGUAUCACUGGUCAAAAAAUAUGAUUCAGAUAUAUCAUACAGUUCACACAUAGAAUUGAAUAAAAAACCGCUAACAUAUAAACAACGGUCGGAACUAUUAUUCGAACUUGGCUCCAAAGCAUUUAUUGAGCGAUUAAAUAAAGCCAGAGAAUCGGAACCGUCCGUUUUAGUGGAGAAACUGAUCGAAUUCAAUGAUUUGAAACAAAAUAAUAAUACCGCAAAGACGGUUAUAGACGAAGUAGAACCAACCACUCCAUUAGUACGGGAAACGGUGAUAGCUGAGGAUGAAGAGAAAAAAGCACAAUUGGCCAGAGCUAAACUGAAAAUAUUGACUGAGAUGGGCUUGCGACGAUCAGCGAUUGAGCAUGAAAUUCAAUCAUUUCCGGAUAAUUGGAUGGAAGAUUACGAAACAUUCGAUGAAAAUGACUUGCCUGACACACAGUAUGGCACACCAGAUCCAAAAGUGCCAUUUUCAAAAGUACCUUGUCACGGAUGCGGUUCGAAUUUACAAUGUGCCGAUCCGAGUAUUCCGGGCUAUUUACCUAGUGAAUUGAUGAGCGGGCACGAAAGAGUUGUGCUAAAACGGCUGAUUUGCCAACGAUGCCAUUUCUUGAAGAACUACAACACGGCACUGAAAGUACAGGUCAGCGCUGAGGAUUAUGUGAAUAUGAUAUCACAAAUAAAAGAUAAGUUCGCGCUUGCAAUCCUAAUGAUCGAUUUAAUCGAUUUUCCAUGUUCCAUUUGGCCAAAUAUCAUUGAUAUCAUCGGAGAAAAGCGUCCGGUAGUUGUGGUUGGCAAUAAAGUUGAUCUUUUGCCACAAGAUUCCAAAGACUAUCUCAACCAUGUGACGAAACGUCUGGAAGAUGCUCUUGUCGAAUUCGGGUUGUCGAGGGCAAACAUCAAACACACAUGCUUGAUAUCGGCCAAAACCAAUUAUGGAAUUGAAGAUUUGAUCACUUGCCUCCACACAAUCUGGCCGAACAAAGGCGAUGUGUAUUUGCUUGGAAAUGCAAAUGUGGGAAAGAGUACGUUAUUCAAUGCUCUAUUGGGCUCCGACUAUUGUAAAAUCCGUGCACGAAACUUAAUACGGCGUGCAACAUCUAGCUUAUGGCCAGGAACAACACUCCGUAUGCUGAAAUUUCCAAUUGCUCGACCAUCAAACGCGUUGUUGUAUGAGCGAAGAAAACGUUUAAUGAACGAAGAAAGGAAGCAACAAGCUUUAGAAAGUCUAAGACGCAGUCAAAUUUUCACGGGUCGAACACCAGAGAAAACACUAAUGGAACAUAUUGGUUUAACCUACGAAUUAUUACCAGAUGCAAAAGAAGAGAAUGAAAUACAAUUGACCGAUGCACCGCCGACAGAGAAAUAUUUCAAUGAGCAUCAUAAGUCCUUCAAAUAUGGCAAGUGGCUGUACGAUACACCGGGCGUUAUACAACACGAGCAAAUAAUAAAUUUUCUGACAAGUGAAGAGCUGCUGUACACAAUCCCAAAACUGACUCUUUGGCCAAGAGUAUUUUAUAUGCUGCCUGGUCAAUCAUUGUUUCUCUCUGGUCUUGGCCGGGUCGAUUAUAUCGGUGGCGCCAGUGAAAUGCGUUUGGCUGUGUAUGCAUCUGAGAAGCUAUCGAUAAUGAUUGUGAACACAGCGAAGGCGGAUGAAAUUUAUCGAGCAUGUCUUGGCACUGAGCUGCUGAAUGUUCCACGGGGCGAGGAGAAACGUAUACAGGAAUUUCCACCACUCGUUCGAUACGAGGAGAAAAUCUCGGUUGGAAACUAUUAUGACACACGAAACAAAUCUGUUUGUGAUAUCAUCUUGUCAUCCGCUGGCUGGGUGUCGGUGAAUUUACCACCAACUGAAACUGCCCAUUUCUAUGCAUGGACACCAGAGCAACGUGGAAUUUUUGUUCGAAAACCGGCUUUACUUCCGCAUGCCGCCCAUUUGUAUCGUGGUAAACGUCAGAAGUUCACACCAGCCUAUGCACAAAAAGAACCAACCGAAGUUAAACAUUGAACGCAUGUUCAUACAAAUAGUUUUGAAUAAAUAAAAAAACACACACCGUAUAUGUAA